This is a messenger RNA of Electrophorus electricus (electric eel), 6872 nucleotides long. NCBI's taxonomy places the organism in Eukaryota, Metazoa, Chordata, Actinopteri, Gymnotiformes, Gymnotidae. The record is from RefSeq and is a predicted model, not a curated record.
UGUGUGUGUGUGUGUGUGUGGAGGGAGAGGUGAUUUAUGGGUAGGGCUUUUGGACAGGGUUUUGGAAGUUCCUUUUCUCAGCUAAAGGGAAUGUUUAAAAGAAUGUAUCUAUAAAUAUAUAUAAUUGAACUAUAAAUAUAAGCUAAUAUCUAAUUUUAAGAGAGAUGGUUUCUGCUAAACAAGCAUAUGGCUGGAUGACUGGCUGUUAGGAUUUAAAAUCGGAUUAGCAGGCUCCUUUGAUUCUAGUGUAUGUGUGGGUGUGGGUGUGUAUAUGGAGUGAUGUGUACAGAUGUGGGUUUAUGUGUAUAUGAAAGAAAAGGACACUAGUAGACACGCACACAUACUGGAUGAAGUAUAAGGGGAUCUCUGGUUUUGAAGUCUGUAUAGGUAGGAUAUUUAAUGACCACAAGAGAGCAGGCAUACAACAAUGUGACGGAAUCCCAAAACGAAUCCUAAUAACACUGAUUCUAAUGGUUUGGUUCUAAUGACGUCUGCUAACAACUUUCUGUCUGCUGCAGUUUACAGUGUGUAUGUCGGAGAAGACGUUGGGUUUUCAUAUCCAACUCUGGACUGUCCAUGCUAUUCCGUACGGAAGUGCCAAAGUGUUCUAAAGCUGCCACUUCCCAUCAUCAGAAUGAAACUGAUUAGCUUGCCUACACCUGGGAGGUCUGGCGUAUUACAUUAUGACACCUGGCAGGUCUGGCGUAUUACAUCACGACACCUGGCCGGCCUGGCGUAUUACAUCAAGACACCUGGAAGGCCUGGCAUAUUACAUCACGACACCUGGCAGGCCUGGCCUAUUACAUCACGACACCUGGCAGGCCUGGCCUAUUACAUCACGACACCUGGCAGGCCUGGCGUAUUACAUCACGACACCUGGCAGGCCUGGCGUAUUACAUCACGACACCUGGCCGGCCUGGCAUAUUACAUCACGACACCUGGCCGGCCUGGCAUAUUACAUCACGACACCUGGCCGGCCUGGCAUAUUACAUCACGACACCUGGCAGGCCUGGCCUAUUACAUCACGACACCUGGCAGGCCUGGCAUAUUACAUCACGACACCUGGCAGGCCUGGCCUAUUACAUCACGACACCUGGCAGGCCUGGCAUAUUACAUCACGACACCUGGCAGGCCUGGCGUAUUACAUUAUGACACCUGGCAGGCCUGGCGUAUUACAUCACGACACCUGGCCGGCCUGGCCUAUUACAUCACGACACCUGGCAGGCCUGGCCUAUUACAUCACGACACCUGGCAGGCCUGGCGUAUUACAUCACGACACCUGGCAGGCCUGGCCUAUUACAUCACGACACCUGGCUGGCCUGGCGUAUUACAUCACGACACCUGGCAGGCCUGGCAUAUUACAUCACAAGCAGCGUCAGCACAUCCCUCCAAAAUCUUAAGAGAUGGGAUUGUUUACUUGCCAAUAUCAGUCAUGUUUUUGAAUCUGAGCACAUUUGCUCUGUUAGCAUUUUUAAUUAGGGUAUACAUAGGGAAUCAUGUACUAUUAGGAGAGAUUCACAAGAGAUUCAUAAUUCGUAAGCUUGGGGCAGGAAGUUGAUAAAGCAGUUUACAGUUUUCUGCUGCUCUCUUGUGGUCGUACGCUGUAAAUAAGACCACUUUUAACAUUUCUGUGCAUAUUAAGUCUAGUGGAAAAACAAAAAGCAUAGGCAAGUACUAAGAUAAUCAUCAUUUCAGAAGAGCUUAACACAAAUAUGCAAAUAUAUGCUAUGGUUUGGUCUCUUUCCUUGAGGUGACGUAAUAAGCUAAUAAGCUUUAAUAAUCUCCAUGAUGUUAGGUGCAAAUUCAUCAUUCAAUAUUACUUUUACUGUUUUUAUUUUUAUUACUUUGGUUUAGUUUUGAAUGGCUUUGGAUAUUCCAGAUGUCCACAUCAGGAGCUUUUUUUUUUUUUUUUCUCCGUCGCACUCUUCGCUGCAAAUCAAUCAGACAUCUCAAACCAGACUCUUGCUGCUGUGCAAAAUCCAUGUUUGGAAGGGAACCGCUCCACGGGGACGCGGAGGGAUCGCGGAGCCCUCGGCUAAUGGCCGUUUGCGGGAAGGCUGGAAGGAGCCGGCGUGUCCUGCUCAGUCGUCGUCAGGUGGUCACCCUCUCAUACGCGGUUCAGAGAGGGACUCUGCUAUGGACGGAAGAGAAGGACCUUGCUGCUCGCUUGCUCUCUCUGUGACUUGCCUGGCUCUACUUCACCUAGUAUAAGCUUCAUCCAGCGCAGUGAGACGGAUACACAGAGAAGGCGGUUUUCUCAACAAACAAUGCUCCUCACCUUCUUCAGACCCAGGCCGGCAUCACUGCCUCCAUCGCCUUACAGAACUCAGCUCGUCUCAAACAGCCAACUUGAUGCCACCGGUUUACUCGCAGGAACUCAGAUCUCACAAGGGAAGACCUAAAACUCACGCAUGCAUACAUACAAACACGCACGCACACAUGGGUACACACACACAAACAUUUAUGGGGACUGUCUCCACCAUGGAUUCAGCAGGGAAGAGUUCAGGUGUCACGGCCCCCCCGGCUUGGACCCUGUUCCCCCUGGUACAGAAAGGUGUGGAACAGGGUCUCCAACAAUGAUACCCCCCACCCCCUACUAUUUUUCCUUUUGUUUUGUUUCAGUAUGGUCAGUAUUUAGAGUUUCUUUGGGUUGAGCUUUCAUGCAUUUUUCCUUUUGGAAUGGUCAUAAGCUUGAGAAAAGAGUUUAUUGCUUGUGUGGACGUGCUGGUCUUUGUAUCCAGGUGAUCUCCAGACUGUGGAUGAAGCUGUAGGCGUGAGGUGGGUCUAGCAGCAGAGCAGUUAAAGGAAGGUCUGGCUUUGGGAUUUCAGCACAGCUGUUCGUUUUUGCUGUGCACUCGUCAGGAACCUGCCCUCUGAAAGCACAUGGCAGAGGAGAACGUUGCAGGCUUGCUCCGCUUAUGACUGUACACUGUUGGGUAGUUACUAGGACGUAGUGCUAAUGACUUGGACGUGGGCUAUAAACCCAGGUCAGGAAAAACCCUGCAGAAAUCUAGACUGUAUGGAGCUCUAGAGUCCUCAUCAGGUCAGGCACAACAGACAAAAUUGAGAUCCUGAACUGAGUUGCGUCUAGGUAGUGUUUGAUGUGUAUGUUGGGCCUGGGCUUUUAUGCUGAUUGGUGGUGAUUUUUAACAUUUUUAUUUUAUUUUUAGCCAAGAAGAGUCUUGGAUGACUCUGAAAGCUGACUGUGUAAGACACACACAGACAGGUGCCGUUGUCAACCAAAAUGAACUACCUCUCCAGUUUGCACACAUUUAGUAUGUGAUUGUGUUUGUUUGUUUUGUUUUGUUUUUCCACACACACACACACACAUAAAUUCUUUCUCUUAUUUAUUCCCUUCUCUUUCAAAUGCUGGACUGUUUACCUCAGUUACCUGUAUAAUAAGCCUGGAGUUCAGAGGACUCUGUCUCUUGCUUCGGGGCGCAAUCCGGUUCCUUUCCAUGCUACGUGUAGCGUGGCCAUGUGAACAGUGCUGCAGCUGCUUGCUGCAGGAAUGUCAAGGCCCCGUCUGCUUGGUAAGACGUUUCUCCGACCUGAACACUACUUUCCGUCAGUAUUAGCUUGCACUGCUGCCAACAGCCAGAGCCUUUGACGACCAAGCUGACUAAAUCGAGACUGUGCUACUCAAGCUUGAUAAGAGAAGUCGAUUUACAAGUGUUGUCUUUCUGCUAUUGAGGUGUUACAAUGUGUUGUGCAGUUUCUGAGCGGUUGGCUGCAUUUUUUGUAGUGUUUAUGGUGUUUCCGCACUGUAGCUUUUGGUGAGCCAUCGUUUGCAGCAUAUGAAAGUGUUGAAAGGUAUCGGAGCUCGUGAAUCUUUUGCUGCACGCUCCUCUGCGGCUCUGUCUUUAUCUUUCUCUCUCCUUACACCCUGUUCCACACAGCAGCCUUAUUUUUCACUUAUGCAAAGCAAAAAGAACAAAACUGUCGCAGGAAAAAAGGUUGCAAACUUGUCAUGGACUCAAGCCUCGCGUAUACCAAACUCUGACUUAUCUUCAUUACUCACUCCUGCUUUGCCUUUCAAUGUUCCAGCAUUGCUGGGUUCCUGUCUGAAGGCUUCCUUGCUGCUUAAAACCUCUUCUGCUACCUCCUCACUUACUGGUUUACACACACACACACACACACACACACACAGUCAUACACACAAUCUACCAGCAGUCUUGCUUGUAACAUGCUAAUUUUUAUGGAUCUAUACUCUCAUUCAUCAUAGGAAUUGUAUUAUUAUUAUUAGCUUUUGUCAGAUUGAAUAUGCAACAGACUGACCUCCGGGGCCAAUGGUCAGCAUUUGCUCAAUUCAAUCAUCCAUCCACAUGCUAGCUCAGUUACAAUACCUCUGUGUGCCUAAAACCCAAAGCCUUAUUUUGGGAGAGUGUUGAAGUUUUAAGCUGCUGGUUUCAGUGCAGAAGUGUGCAGGCCAAGUGGUUCUGCCAAACAUUCAUUUAUUAGCCUGCACUCCUUAGCUGGACAGAGUCAAUCUAGAGUCAAUGCUACUUGAGCUACAGAACUCCCAACCAAUGGUUCCAGAGUGCAAGCAAAGGGGUGGCUGUGAGUUCUGUGGGUGUGGUUGACUCUAGAUUUCGUCAUUCUGGUUUUGGAGCCCAGAGAAUACAGACUGAAAGGAUGGUCCAAAGCCAAACGUGAGGAAAGCACAUGAGGGGAAGCUCUAGAUCCACACACUUGUCUCAGACAGAAAGGUGGAGAGAAAGUCCUGGAGUCAGCUGCCUUCCUCUCAGUCAUUACUUUUAACCUUUUAUUCAAAACGAUAUGCUUUAGGUCUGUAUGGUACAGAACAUGCUCUAUACUGUUCAGUUGCGUGUGCAUUCUCUCAGGUAAAAGAUUAGCAUGGUGAAUUUUCUUAUUAUUAAAUGGAAUUGUCAUGCUUAUGUUGGCAUUAAAAGAAUUAUGAACUGUAUUCAUCCAGCAAAGAGCAGAUAAAUAUGCAAUAUGAAGACUAAAUGCGCAUAGAUUUUAAUCAUGAAAUUUGUGUCUCAGGCUAAGAAAAAACAUACAAAGACAGAAAGCAACAUAUAUUUUUGUAUCACUAUUGUAGCAUUUUUCAUAAUGUGGUCGUGUACAAACCUUUUUUAAAAAGUGGAUAAAGAUUAGUUACCAUCAUGCUUUUACAGAAGCGGGUUUUCAGAUCAGUCCUUCAUUGUGCUGAGGCUGACCCAGUUACAUUCUGUCUGAGGCUGCUUGGCUGGAGCUCUGGAUGUCCAGGGUUUCCCCUUAACGUUCUACAUUAGCAUCUGUAGAACCUACUCACAACCACCAGAUUCAUGCCUACUGCCCCACUGAAAUAAUAUGGACCUAAUGUGCAUGGAGUUCUAGAAUAUACAUGGCUGAGAGCCUGGAUCUAACCUAACUCUGGUGGCACUGUACUGAUCAGCAGGAACUCAAAACGAGCAGCCUUUUUUGAAUUGCUCAGCCAAGUUGAGUGGAAUACCUGAACACUCAGUUCUCCCCAAGCCAGUGGUGGGUGUUGUGGAUUUUAGUGGACCUUUCAUGGCUUUCCAAAAUAUAGUUGUGAAAAAUGUUUGUGAACCCAUUGGAAUUACUGUCAUUUCUGCAUCAAUGGCUCCUGCAAUAUGGUCAGGUUUUUUAAUCUGAGUUUUAAAAACCAUAUAAACAUAUGUUGCCAUACCUAUCAAGUGGUUUACACAGUGAGAGCUUAUUAAUAGGAAACGUAUGUGACCCUCUAGGAUAAUGGUGUCACGAGUUCCACUCAGGUCAAGUGUAGCUCUGACACACCAUAUGCAGUAAUACAAACCUUUGCAAUUCUUGUUAUCUGCUCAUCACAAGGAAUUCUCUGUCCUUGCUGCUUUCUCUACAAAGAGACAUGUAUAAAGAUCUGUGUAAAAGCCUUCUGUUGAAUUCUUGACCAAGUAUUGAACCCCGGGGCGACGGCCGAGGAUCAGCAGUUAUCUUCUGCACUGUCUGCGUUCACCAUUCUGCCACAAGCACUGAAGGAAUGGGGCUCAUGGAAGAAAUCACUGCUUUUUCUAGUGUCACUGCCCUCUUCAGAGUUUGCCUGCUGAUAAGUUACAUAGCACUCCGAAAAUAAUUUGCCACAGUUUGUGCACAUGGAAAGAAGUGUAAUGGUUUUAGUGUAUGUGGAGAAAACAAAAUGCUGUGUAGCGGCAGCAAAACCUCCUUAAACAUGCGGGAAGAGGUCCAGUAUUGUAAAUCCACAAAAGAGCAUGACAGUCGAGACCUGAAAUCUAUUAAGACUACUUGAGCAGCACAUACAAGAAAUAAACUGUGAAAAGUAGUGUAGAGCCUCGUAGGACUGGUCACCAGCUACAAAAAGCAAACAAAAAAGUUUUGUCAGUAAGAGGUUGAAGCAGGCUUUGAACACAACGGCUCAUGUACGUUUUCCAUCAGUAACCGUGACUGUGUAAACAACUUCUCAACAGUUAUGGCAUAAUUACAGGUUUUAUUAAAUAAGAGAUUAUGAUUUAGAUAAUGAUUGUUUCACAAGUUAUUUUUUAUUCCAAAGGGUCCACAAACUUUCUCACAGCUGCAGACCUAACUGGCAUACAUGCACACAUGCUAUCUCAUUUCCUGUACCUUUGUAAUCCCAAGAUAAGCACUUGUGUAUUUGAUACUCCAAAUAAAGCUAAAACACUCAUAUCAGUCUCACUUCAAGUACCAUAUUGGCUUAGACUGCUAGGCCUAGGCUUAACACUGUAAGGAUUUCCAUGCUCUAACCAAGUAGUAUUGCCAUAUUUCCCUAAUAUUUGUCUAUUUUGUGUUGAUGUCUCUCCUAUCUUCCCAAAAGUCGCUCCAUUACAUUUAUUUUGUGCGUUGUAUGUAGUAAAUGAAAUGUUUUGGAGAAAAUAAACAGCUGUAUAUAGUGA